GCAACCCUUCAGGACCGGUUUGCCCAUCGCUGGUCUAUGAGGCAUAUAUAUAUCCUGGAAAAAGGAGGGGGAAGCCCCUGGCAGUCAAAAUGAAGUCUCUGGUCCAUGUGUGCUGCGUUCUGGCCCUGCUGGCUCUGUCUCCUACAGUGCCAGGCUCAUCCAUCCCCGAUGAAGACCCACUGUUACCUAUUCGGCUCACGGAGCCUGAGAGGAACCUCUUCUCUUGUGGAUGUGGCACAACAGAAGAUCACCCCAGCCAGAGUUCAUCAAAUGACACUCCAGCCCCAGAGAGGCCCAUAUGUCAACCCUGCACUCCAAUGCCAGCUGCGUCUGAGCAAGAGUCAGCCCCGCUCUUACAACGUGAAGAAGAAGAAUUAGCGGAGAAAGCGCAAACUGAGGCUUCUGCUAUUGAGUUAACAAGCAAUGAAGAGGAACAGGAGGAAUCUGCUCUAUAUAUUGCAGCACAGGAGGAAAACCAAACAGAGGUUACAUCUGUGACAGAAGUGAAUGAGAAUGAAGGAGUUGGUAAGGAUGUAUCUCCUGCAGAAGUGCAUACAGAUGAGGAGGACACAAGUAAAGACGCAAUAGAUGAAUUGCCAAAAGAUGAAGCAACUGUCCCUAACCAUGCAGAUUUUGGAGAGGAGGAGCUGGUUUUGGAAACAGAAGAGGAAACACAUGAAGAAGAUGUGGACAACGAAGGAAUAGAGCUAAAAGAUGUCGAGGAGGAGGAAACAUUGGAAGAAGCUGAAUCAGAGCAAGGGAACGUUCUUGAAAUGAAUGCUGAACCUGAUGAAUUACAAGUGUCUUCUGAAGCUGAAGUAGUUGAUGACACUGAAACUGAGGUUAUUUCAGAUCCUGAACAUGAAGAAGAACCUGAUACUGUAGAGGAACAUAUGAUGACAGAGGAGAUAUCAGAACAUGAAUCAGAACAUGAAGCUGAAACAGAAGUUAUUUUAGAUUCUGAAUCAGAACUUGAGGUUGAACCAGAAGUUAUAUUAGCACCUGAAGCAGAAUAUGAAUCUGAAUUAGAUGUGAUGUCAGAACCUGAAGAAGACGUGACAUCGGUUCUGGAAUCGGCAGUUGAAGUUGAAUCAGAAGUGACAACAGAACCUGAAGUGGAAUAUGAAACUGAAUCAGAAGCGACAUCUGAAACGGAACCUGAUUACAAAACGGAGCAAGAAAUGAUAUCAGAACCUGACAUAGAAGCAGAUCAAGCAGAAGUGAUUUCUGAAACUGAAGCAGACUAUGAAGCUGAACCAGAAGUGGUAUUUGAGCCUGUAGAAGAAACACCAGAAGUUUCUGAUAAUGACAUUGAUGUAAAUGCACCAGAGCUUGGACUUGUUUCUGAACCAGAAGCAAUUUCAGAGCCCGAAGAAGAGUCAGAAGUCAUUCAUAAAGUGGAGGUUGUUGAAGAAGUCCCACCAGAGUCUAUUGAAGAAGCAACUGUGGAAGAUCCAGGUGAAGAAACAUCUGAAGAAGUCACACAAGAGUCUAUUGAAGAAGCAACCGUGGAAGAUCCAGGUGAAGAAACAUCUGAUGAAGUGCCAGAGGUGGAGGACAAUCCUGUGGAAGUAAAAGAAUCUGCACAAACCACAGGAGGAAAAAAUGAAGGUCCAACACUAAGAGACCGAUCCCAUAUUGAGGACACGCUACGACUGGCUGUUAAGGAAUCAUCAACCCAAUUGACUGCUGCAAUGACGAAGCUACUGAACAUCUACCACACAGCGAUCAAGCCAGUAGAGCAAGCCUUCAAAUACAAUGAACUUAGACAACAUGAAGUCACAGAUGGUGAGAUAACUUCUAAGCCCAUGAUUUUGUUCCUGGGACCCUGGAGUGUGGGCAAGUCCUCAAUGAUCAACUAUCUGCUCGGUCUUGAAGACGCCUCACAAGAACUCUACACAGGUGCGGAGCCCACAACCUCUGAAUAUACUGUAAUAAUGCACGGUGAGAAAUUUCGGACCAUAGAGGGCAUUGUUAUGGCAGCUGACAGCUCGCGUUCCUUCUCGCCUUUGGAGAAGUUCGGACAGGGCUUCCUGGAAAGGCUGGUGGGCUAUGAGAUGCCCCACAAGCUGCUGGAGAGGGUCACCAUUGUUGACACUCCUGGCAUCAUUGAGAAUCGGAAACAGCAGGAGAGAGGAUACCCUUACAACGAAGUGUGCCAGUGGUUCAUUGACCGAGCUGAUCUCAUCUUCCUGGUUUUUGAUCCCACCAAACUUGAUGUGGGAGGAGAACUGGAAAUGCUCUUCAGGCAGAUGAAGGGCCGUGAGUCCCAAAUCCGCAUCAUCCUCAACAAAGCUGACAGCCUCACCACUCAGGACCUGAUGAGGGUCUAUGGAGCCCUUUUCUGGAGCAUGGCACCCCUCAUCAAUGCUACAGAACCACCUCGGGUUUACGUGAGUUCUUUCUGGACUCAGGAAUAUGCAGUAGAUACCAGCCGGGAGCUAUUCAUGAAGGAGGAGACAUCUCUGCUGGAAGACUUGAACCAAGUGAUAGAAAACCAGAUUGAAAACAAGAUCGCAUUCAUCCGGCAGCACGGCAUCCGAGUGCGUAUUCACUCCCUCCUUGUCGACCGUUACCUUCAGACCUAUCACGAAAAGCUAGGCUGGUUUAGUGAUCCCUACGAGGUGUUCCAGGACAUUGUCACCGACCCAGAUAAGUACUAUAUCUUCAAGUCCAUUCUGGCCAAGACCAAUGUCAGCAAGUUUGACCUGCCCACCAAGGAAGCCUAUCAGGAUUUCUUUGGCGUGAAUCCAGUCUCCAACUUCCAGCAGCUCUCCUACCACUGCAGCUGGACGGGUGGUUGUAUGCUGGACCGUUUGGAGAAGGCCAUUUCGUACGAGCUCCCGGGUCUACUCAUGAGCGUCAGCAAGGAAACGCCGGCCCCUGCAAAGCAUGCGACUGUGCUCUCCGGCACCUGUGAGGGCCCUGAGUGUGAGGAGAAACCCAAAAAUCGUUGGAGGAAGCAUUGAGUUGGAUGAGAUUAAAGCCUUCAGGUUAUUCAGAAAGAAUCCUCCUUGCUGUGAUUCUCAAAACUGAUGAUGGGGAGCAAAACAGAUAAAGAACAUUUGUAAAGCUCAAUGAUGCCCACUUGGGAAAAGGAUUUUCCAUCCUAUCAUAAUAUAUAUAUUUGAUAGUCUUAGAAUAAUUGAAUAUCAUACUGAUGAAGUAUAGCUACAAAUUUGAAAUUCAUUAUUGAAAACUUCAUCUAUUUUCUUCUUCAGAUGAAACUGAUACAUAUUAAUUGAUAAACAUUUUCUUUUUGAAUACAAAAGUUCUUUUUUUUUAAUGGCAUUUGUUCUCAUUUUCUUUUUGCACAUUAUUUAUUAACAUCCUCAGAAAAAAGACACUUCUGGCAAGAUGCUAAAAACUGCCACUGUUGUUAUUUCUGUGCUGUGAACAAAGAAGGAUGACAGUCAAAGCUGCUGUGCUGUUUUAGUUCAACUAACAACAUAAUCUUGUUCUUAAAACAAGUGGAAGACUUGCAAGUUUUGUUCUCAUUACAAGACAAUACAGUUUUUGCAUUGACAGGGAAUUAUGCUUAUAUUCCUAAAGGAAUUUCUUAAUUUUAGAUAAUCAUUUUUCCGUGUUAACUGCAAUACUUUUCAUUUUGGAAUCUGCAAAUAUGC
Molecule: messenger RNA, 3626 nt
Organism: Corythoichthys intestinalis (scribbled pipefish)
Lineage: Eukaryota; Metazoa; Chordata; Actinopteri; Syngnathiformes; Syngnathidae
Exons: 9
Coding region: 90-2969 (959 amino acids)
Molecular function (GO): GTP binding
Source: RefSeq, a predicted model, not a curated record